Molecule: messenger RNA, 549 nt
Organism: Anoplophora glabripennis (Asian longhorned beetle)
Lineage: Eukaryota; Metazoa; Arthropoda; Insecta; Coleoptera; Cerambycidae
Exons: 1
Coding region: 1-549 (182 amino acids)
Molecular function (GO): nucleic acid binding
Source: RefSeq, a predicted model, not a curated record
AUGAUAGCGCAAUUCUGUGAACAGGAUUACCGCCACUGGGACCAUCAUCUAGACGAUUUCAAGUUUGCAAACAACAGUGCCCGUCAUGAAUCCACUGGAUUCACACCCUCCUUCCUGAACUUUGGCCGAGAGUUGGAAGUACCGAAGGCAUUGUACCGCAACGAGGAACCUGUCCCAGAAGAGGAGCCGUCCAACGCCGACCGUGAGAUCCGAAGAAACCGACUAUCAAAGUUGCAGGAAGUUUUUGACUUAGUCCGAGUGAAUUUGUCUCAUGCCUUUAACUCACAGAGUCAUUACUAUAAUCUCCGCCUACGUGACUGGCGAUGUCACGUAGGAGACCGGGUUAUGAAACGUGAAAAUCCGUUAUCAUCCGCUGUUAAAGGUUUUGCGGCAAAACUAGCACCGAAAUAUUCCGGACCGUACACCGUGGUCAAAGUCGUGUCACCGGUAGUUUACAACCUGAAAUCCGACACCGGAAAGAGAGUAAACAGGAUCCACGUCAAAGACUUGAAACCUGUACCGUUCACGACCGAGCUGGGAAUACCGUAA